CGAGCCCAGCGGGAGCUGCUGCCGGAGCCGCCGCCCGCCAUGGGCACGGGCCGCGGGGGGAUGCGCUGCAUCAAGAUCCUGUUGUGCAUCUUCAACAGCACCUUCGGGCUGGCAGGACUGGCUGUCAUUGCCUUUGGGCUGUGGCUGCGGUUUGGUGGGGUUAUAGCAGACAUUGCUUCAGACAAAAGAUCUCCAGAGUAUUUCUUCAUGGGACUCUAUGUGCUGGUGGGAGCCGGGGCUCUCAUGACCACAGUUGGAUUUUUUGGGUGCUGUGGAGCAGCGCGGGAGUCUCAGUGCUUACUUGGAGCAUUCUUUGCUUGCUUGUUGGUGAUAUUUGCAGCCGAGAUCACUGCUGGAGUAUUUGCCUUUAUAGGCAAGAAAGUGGCAAUACAGGAAGCCCAAAAGAUCUAUGAAGACAUUUACGAUGACUAUAUGAAAAACCCGGGGGGAAAGGUCAACAGGACUAUCUAUCACUUACACAUGGCUCUCCAGUGUUGUGGUAAAGAUGGUAUAGAACAACAAAUGGGACUAUCCUGUCCAGAGAAUAUCCAGCUGCCAAAGAGCUGUCUGGUUGAGAUCCAGAAAGUAAUUGAUGCUAAUCUGCAUUUAGUCGGAAUUGUUGGAAUUGCAAUUGCUGGCAUCACAAUCUUUGGCAUGAUAUUCAGCAUGGUUCUGUGCUGUGCGAUCCGUAACACAAGAGACAUGAUCUAAAACUGUCACUGCACAACUAUGUCCCAGGAGUUCCAGACUAAGCUUACAAGAAGUGUUCUUCUACCCAAUUUAAUAAUUGUAAUACAUUUUAAUAAGUGUUUUAACAUAAUGAGGGUAAAUAUCCCAUUAGAGGAGCAGGUGAAUUGUAUUAGUUACAGUAAAACCAAAGUGAACAAAAAAGAGGUUUUAAAUGUUCUUUGUAAUGAAGAAAAGCAAAGGUGCAUCUAAGACUAAUUUAAUUGUUAAUGUUUGUAUAUGUGCAAUUAAGAGUUUACGCAUCAAUAGACAUUGUGUAAGCACACGCAUAUCUCUCCUUACAAAUACAUACAUACAUGAGCAGGUACCUGUAUAUGCAGUAUCUUGUCUAGAUAAGUAUGUGCAAAUGGACUGUGCUGUGUGUGCAUGUUUGCAGGCAGAGUCUUCCAGAGCCUCAGUAUGCAAGAGUGUGCACACCCCACAUACACACAGUGCUUGGAACCCUUCAUAUCCAGCCCAUUUGCCAAGGGUCAGCAGAGGAACAAAUACCACUUGACAAAGGGAGACCUAGGAUCUAUUUUGUAAUAGUUCUUUUCAAGGCCUGCACAGAGUAGCAUUAAUAAAAUUGGACUUUAUUCAAAUAAAUCUAAUGCCUAAAGGCCUGCUCCAGCAAACUCGAAUUCAUGUGAGGAGACCCACUGGCACCACUGGCAUGCAGAGACUGGAUUUGGUGUUGUUACCCUUCAUGCAAAUGCAGAAAGCUCUGGGAGAGAAAAUACAUCCAAGGACAUUCAGGCUAAAGGAAGAGGGGGAAAGAGGUGGGAAGCUGGUAAGAUAAUGCAGUCAUUUGGGAGCAAGUGCAGUGCUAGCCUGAGAUACACACCAAAAACAACAGAAAUCUGAGUUAAAGGGACCACUAAAAUCUUUAUUCAGAAGUCCCUUUAUCCUGCAAGACUCUAUAUGGGAUAUAUACUGGUGCAGGAGUGGAGCCUAUGGCCAGAAAAGCAGCAGCUUUGUAGAUAGUCUGUAGAAUCUAACUGGCCUGGGGGAGCCAACUGAAGAGUAAGAACCGUCAGGGGAAGACACACAGCACUUUAAUAUCCUCUGUUUCUGCUUCUGUGACUAUCACAGCUUCCAUGGGGCUCUUACCUCAACCUUUCUCCCUUUCUUGCAGGUAUAAGGCAGGAAAGAAAGAUGGGACAUAUUUACAGAGCCAAAAAGUACAUUUUUUCUUUAAUGGCACCUUUCGAUGGUGUGUCAGGUAUAAAUGUUACACUGUGUGCUUGAAAUACCUCAGGGCUUGAGUUUACAUCCUUUGUUUCUAUAUUUUUAUUUUUCUAUUUGUCAUAUUUAUGAAUAAGAGAAUGUUCCUUUUAAAACAGCCUAGAAGGGAGAAAGGUUGUCCCCAGAAGGGGAAAAUAAAUUACAUCAAAGGCUCA
This is a messenger RNA of Melopsittacus undulatus (budgerigar), 2126 nucleotides long. RefSeq names its product tetraspanin 2 (gene TSPAN2). The transcript is spliced from 8 exons. Lineage: Eukaryota; Metazoa; Chordata; Aves; Psittaciformes; Psittaculidae. The record is from RefSeq and is a predicted model, not a curated record. Gene Ontology annotation, cellular component: plasma membrane. The coding region runs from base 40 to 711 and encodes 223 amino acids.